GUAUGUAUAUGUAAAAAUGAAUACUGUACUUAAAUAUAAUGUUCAUUUUUUUUAUUAAGGUAAUGCUAGCACUACGAUUUUACGCUUCUGGAAGCUUUUUGGAAGUGAUAGGAGACACGAUGGGUGUGGAUAAAGCCACAGCCUGUAGAGCAGUAAAUGAUGUAACAAAUGCUCUCCUCUCAAAGAAGGAUCAGUUUAUUAAAUGGCCAGCACGUCAAGAAGAAAGGGAUCGAAAUAAGCAGGGUUUCUUCCGUGGAGGUUUAUUUCCAGGAGUGAUUGGGUGUAUCGAUGGGACACACGUAAAGAUACAAGCCCCAUCGGAGGAUGAACCCGCCUACGUUAAUAGAAAAGGUUGGCACUCCAUCAAUGUGCAAGGCAUAUGUGACCAUGAAGGAAAAUUUAUAAACGUUGAUGCACAGUGGCCAGGAAGUACCCAUGACAGCCACAUGUUCAGAGCCUCUGAUGUCAGUACCUACCUACAAAUUAGACACCGUUCCAUAGAUGACGGUUUUUUACUUGGUGACAGUGGCUAUGCAUGCUCAAAGUUCCUACUUACACCAUAUCUACAUCCGGCUACACCUUCCCAAGAGGCAUAUAAUAGAGCACAUACCCGCACGCGUUGCACUAUAGAAAGGGUAUUUGGUUGGUGGAAGCGAAGGUUUCAUGUGUUACAUGGAGAAGUUCGCAUGAAGCCCGCCAAAGUUUGCAGAAUAAUUGGUGCUUGUGCUAUCCUACAUAACAUAGCUAUCAUGCUCCGGGAGCCAAUGGAAGAUGAUGAAUCUGGUGAAAAUCAGGAAGAUGUUGGUCAGAUGAACUACAAUGGUCCAGAGGAUGGCAGGUCAAUAAGAAACUUUAUAACCACAUCAUAUUUCUGAAGUAUGAAACAUUGAUGAAACACUGCCUGUCUGGCCAUCUCCAAUACAUGCGCUAAAACACGGCUGUUGACUGUUGUCUAGUUCACUUUCUACAAAAGAUCCAUUUGGAGUGCCU
Messenger RNA from Mytilus trossulus (common blue mussel), 990 nucleotides. Its product is annotated as putative nuclease HARBI1. The coding region runs from base 39 to 875 and encodes 278 amino acids. The transcript has 3 exons. The record is from RefSeq and is a predicted model, not a curated record. Lineage: Eukaryota; Metazoa; Mollusca; Bivalvia; Mytilida; Mytilidae.